AUAACUCUUUUCAUCUAAGAGAUACAAACGCACGUUCGUGACUAGCGAAAAAAGAAAAAGAGUCUCUGGUCGAGGUCUUGGGUUUGGAAGUUGAAAGAAUAUGAUGAACACUAUGUCAUAUACACCAGAUUGGCUUCGUGCCGAACAUGAAACUGGGACUACUAUUAUGGCUGUGGAAUACAAUGGAGGUGUCGUUAUUGGUGCAGAUUCAAGAACAACGACAGGUGCCUACAUAGCUAAUAGAGUGACAGACAAACUCACAAAAGUUACAGAUAUGAUCUAUUGCUGUCGGUCAGGAUCAGCUGCUGAUACACAGGCUGUAGCAGAUAUUGUGAAUUACCAUCUUAAUUUCCAAAAAAUGGAUUCCGGAGAGCAGCCCAAAGUGAAAAUUGCAGCCAACAUAUUUAGAGAAUUGUGCUACAACAACCGAGACAAUUUGUCAGCAGGGAUCAUUGUUGCUGGAUGGGACAAGAGUGAGGGAGGACAGGUAUUUGGUAUUCCAUUGGGGGGCAUGUUGACACGCAUGCCCUUUUCCACAGGAGGUUCUGGGAGUACCUACAUAUAUGGAUAUGUUGACUCGAAUUUCAAGCCAGGCAUGACUAAAGAAGAAUGUCUGAAGUUUGUUUCCAAUGGACUUUCAUUGGCUAUGAGUAGAGACGGCAGCAGUGGUGGGGUAGUCAGACUAGCCAGUAUAAAUAAAGAUGGUGUAGAAAGAUUUGUGCUAACCGGAGAUCAAAUUCCCAAGUUUUAUGAGGAAUAUUGAUGAAUAAUGACUACAUCAUUGUUUUCUGAGAAAGAAGAUAUUGCUCUCAUCUUUUUGUCACACCAUUUCAUUGUGUUUCUAAUAAACAAAAUGUAAAAUGUAAA
Molecule: messenger RNA, 867 nt
Organism: Ostrea edulis (European flat oyster)
Lineage: Eukaryota; Metazoa; Mollusca; Bivalvia; Ostreida; Ostreidae
Product: proteasome subunit beta type-6-like
Exons: 6
Coding region: 101-763 (220 amino acids)
Cellular component (GO): proteasome core complex
Molecular function (GO): threonine-type endopeptidase activity
Source: RefSeq, a predicted model, not a curated record